Molecule: messenger RNA, 1167 nt
Organism: Mytilus trossulus (common blue mussel)
Lineage: Eukaryota; Metazoa; Mollusca; Bivalvia; Mytilida; Mytilidae
Product: myosin-11-like
Exons: 11
Coding region: 1-1167 (388 amino acids)
Biological process (GO): positive regulation of microtubule nucleation; centrosome cycle; regulation of Golgi organization
Cellular component (GO): Golgi apparatus; centrosome
Molecular function (GO): molecular adaptor activity
Source: RefSeq, a predicted model, not a curated record
AUGGCUGAAGAUUUGUUUAUACAACCAGAUGUAGAGAAGGAGGAAGAUUUCAAAAGAUUUUUGAACAGUAUCGCUGAUCUAGAAGAAGAAAUAGAAGAAAUAGAUAAUCAGGAUGAUUUGAAAAAUAGAUAUAAACAAACUAUAAAAGAAUUAGAAGAAAAACUUAGGAAAGAACAGGAUGCCUUAGACAACCAUGUCAGAGUUCUGAGGGAGAAAGACAGCAUGAUUAAAAGACUUCAAACUAGUUUGGCAGAGAAAGAGAGAAAUCUUGAGACUUCACAGUGGAGUGGCAAUUCCAGUAAUGAAGAGUUAGAUAGAUUAAAGAAACAGUUGAAGGAGAAAGAUGAUUUAUUGCAGGAUGUGAUGUCUGAGCAGUCUAAGGCAACAGCAGCCAAUGCAGAGGCUCUGAAUAAUCUACUGAAGAAACUGAAGUCUAAGGACGAGGACAUACGAGAGUUGAUGGAGAGAUCUAAUAAAGAAAUGUCAGAUCUCCAUAACAAACUUCAACAAUUACAAGCAGAACUUAAUAGAAAACAACUAAGUUCAAAGAGUUCAGAAGACCAACUUAUUGAUAUUGAACAGGAUCACAGACAGGGCAUAGACAAACUUGCUGGAGCACUUAAGGAUAAGGACAAAACUAUUGAGACCUUGGUAGAAAGUGGACAGGAAAAAGACAAACUAAUCCAAAGAUUACAGCAGGUAAAUGCAGCUUCACGUGGAACUAUAAUGGAUAAUAACAGGCUUAGAGAUGAGGCUAAUGAACUUAGGAAUCAGUUAGCUAAGAAAAAAGAUGAAAUUAGCGAAUUAAAGCUUCAGUUAGACAGAGAUGGAUCAAGGAGUCCCAAAGCAGGAUUUCAUGUAGCCUUAGAGGAACUGAAACUUCAAUUGGCAGUUAAAACAGAGGCUCUUAAAGCUGCUAAACAAACAGAAGAAGACUUCAGGGAACAAAUUAAUUCUUUACGAAAGCAACUUGAAUCGGCUCACCAGAGUAUGAAAGAAGUACACACAACAGAAAAACAAGUGUACUACAUGAGAGACAACUCUGAUGGAAAUGGACAUCCUGACCAGAACCAGGACUUCAUACAAAGAGAAUUGAAUGAGUUGCACAGGAUUCAGGAAGCUGAGAAACAAAUUCUGUUGGAUCUAAAGGAAAAACCAAUGUUGUGA